Sitophilus oryzae (rice weevil) is the source of this 5275-nucleotide messenger RNA. RefSeq names its product inverted formin-2. Gene Ontology annotation, biological process: cellular component organization. Gene Ontology annotation, molecular function: actin binding. Lineage: Eukaryota; Metazoa; Arthropoda; Insecta; Coleoptera; Curculionidae. The coding region runs from base 507 to 5123 and encodes 1538 amino acids. The transcript has 25 exons. The record is from RefSeq and is a predicted model, not a curated record.
CCACUCGACCGCCGCUCUGCCCACGCACACCAGCCGUACCUUCCACGAAAACCAUCGCCGUCACACAUCAGGCAGGCCGGGCCGCGAGUGAAAGUGUCCGCCGGACGCGAAGGCCGCGACUUGUACACGUACACGCGCGCCAGCGAUAUUAACGCAAGUACACAGUGGAAACGGAGGCGAAUAGCACCGGUGGUGGUCAGUCGACGGCGAAGAUUAUAGGCCGUAACGCGCGGCAACAGGUGGGCGAAACAGCCCCACGACCCGACUAGCCGGUGGUUUUCCGCGGGGUGCGCGAUUAUCCAGAUUUUGUUUGGAAUCGGCGGAAGAAGAGGGGUGUUAUUGGAGGAAGAAGGUGCAUGUGCGCGCGUUCUGACACUUGUUGUUGUUGAUGUUCGGUAUUUUAUAGAUAGAAGGAUCUGUUAAUUGGCGAACGGUGGUGCACGUUUAACAUGUAAUUUCAAUUAUUUGGUUCGGCCCGCAGCGCUUAGAGCUGCGCGCAGACAGAAAUGGAGGGGGAGACGCAGCAGGCGAGAGACGGCCUCGAUUUUAUCGUCGAACAUCCCGAGUAUGUGCGCAAAUUGGCGGCUGCGCUGGACGCCGCUGGACCGGCUGCGGUGCGCGUGCGCAAACAGAUGUUCGAGCUGCUGGCAGCCUUGUGUGCGCAUAACGAGGACGGAAGAACGAGGGCGUUAGAAACGCUAGAACAUUACAAGAAACUUAAGGGUGAGAGAUAUAGACUGACCUUCGUAGUUCAAGAACUGGACAGGGCAAACGCAGUGGACUAUCAAACAGCUUUAGUGGCUUUUAUUAAUUGCCUUAUUAUAUCAACUCCAAGAUUGGUGGAUAGGAUAAGGCUUAGAAACGAAUUUAUUGGAUGUCACUUGCUUCCGGUGCUAAACAACUUAAGAAAAUGUUCGGAAGCAGAACCUGAGCUAGCCGUUCAAUUAGACGUAUUCGAUGAACAACGAGAAAGUGACGAAUCUCAAAGCCUGCAUGGUUCACAUGGAGGAGUUGAUCUCAACUCACCCUUAGACGUGUUUUAUGCAAUUCUGAAACAGAUAGCAGAUACUCCACAAGAAAUCCCUUUCAUCAGCAUCCUCCAACACCUUUUACGCAUCGAUCCCAAAGAACCCAUCAGCGAUAUAAUCUGGGACACUGCAGAGAAAUUAGUGCAUAAAGCCACACUGUUAGAACGCAGAGAAGAUGUUCCUAAACUCCUAAGAACGCCUAGCGUCCAGUCUAGGUUGUUUUGCCACUGUCAGCAUAAGAGCGAGCCCAGCCCAUCUGGCAGUGGUAGAAAACAGUCGUUACCAUCUGCUACGCCGUUAAGUCCAACAUUUGUACCGCCUCCACCGCCCCCGGGAUUUCCACCACCCCCACCGCCACCGCCAAAUAUACCGCCGGCUCCGCCACAACUUCGCAUCUCAGUGCCAUCGACGACCAGUAGAAAUGUAGAACAAGAAUCUCAAGCCUCUUCCUCAUCAGAAACUCAGACUGUGAUAGAAAAGUUACCCCAACAAGAAAUUCCGAUGCCGAAAAGUAAAAUGAAGACGAUCAAUUGGAACAAAAUACCCAGCAAUAAGAUUGUAGGUAAGAAUAAUAUUUGGACUCAGGUGGCAUUUAGACAUCAACGAUCUCCCGUGGCUGAUAUGGAUUGGUUAGAAAUGGAGGGUUUGUUUUGUCAGCAAGCACCUCCCUCUGCAAAUUCAUCCCCCAGGCUUGGUAAUCGGGAUUCCGUAGAAGAUCGAAGAGUUAGGAAGGAUAUGCAGGAAAUUGCUUUGCUAGAUGGGAAACGCAGCUUAAACAUCAAUAUAUUCCUUAAACAGUUUAGAAGUUCUAACGAAGAUAUAAUAGACCUGAUAAAGAAUGGCGAACAUGACGACAUCGGAACUGAAAAACUGAAAGGUCUCCUGAAGAUUUUGCCCGAAAUUGAUGAGCUGGACAUGCUCAAAUCUUUCAAUGGAGAUUUUACGAAACUGGGAAAUGCUGAGAAGUUCCUCAUCCAUCUCACUAAUCUUUCCAAUUAUAAGCUGCGAAUAGAGAGCAUGCUGCUGAAGGAAGAGUUUGCCUCUAACAUGAGCUAUUUGGAACCAAGCAUCAACUCAAUGAUUACCGCAGCUCAAGACUUAAUGACCAACAAGCCAUUACAAGAAGUAUUGUAUAUGGUUCUAGUAGCGGGAAAUUUUCUGAAUUCUGGCGGUUAUGCUGGUGAUGCUGCCGGUGUGAAAUUGUCUUCCUUACAAAAAAUAACUGAUAUCAGAGCCAACAAACCCAAUAUGAACUUGAUUCAUUUUGUGGCAUUGCAAGCAGAGAAAAAGAACAAAUUGCUGCUCUCGUUUACUGAUAACAUUAACGUUUUGGAAGAUGCCGCCAAAACAACUGUGGAACAACUUCAUAAUGAAAUCACCGCCUUGGAUAUUCGAAUCAGGCAAAUAGAUAAACAAAUUGAAUUACCAACAACCGAACCCGAAAUCAAAGCCCAAAUGGUCGAUUUCUUACUGAUGGCGCAAAAUGAGGUAGCUAACGUCCAAAGAGAGCUGAAACGAUUAGACAUCGUGAGAAAACAACUGGCAGACUUUUUUUGUGAAGAUUCCAAUUCGUUCAAGAUAGAGGAGUGUUUUAGAGUUUUCCACGGGUUUUAUUCUAAAUUCAAGCAAGCUAUAACCGAAAAUGAACGAAGACGGAUCCAGGAAGAACAAGCGAACGCUAGAAGAAAACAGAGGGAAGAAUUGUUAGCUACAAAGAGAAAACAGAUGGAAAGUCUUGGAGCUGCAGAUUCAGAAGGUCCAUUUAUAGAUAUGCAAAUAUACGAUACGAGGGGUAGUUUUAAUAAAAAGGGACGAAAAUUCUUCAACUCGCUUGGUACUUCAGAAGAUGAAAUGUCCGUCACAGGUUCACCAUCGAUGUCCAGAAAACGACUUGAUUCAUUCAACGGUGGUAACAGCGAAAACAAAGAUGAUAGGUCACCAGAUAUAACACCAAACGGUAGUCUAAGAAGAAGGCGGAGCAGGGUUCUUUCCGAAGAGGAUGAAGGCACCCUUAUGGACUUCUUAAGAGCCUCUGGACAUGAUAACAACAGGGAGAGGAAAUCUUGGGGUAGUUUAGAUCGAUCGUGGGCAAGAAAAGCCAGAGGAAGCGGUCCCAAGAAACGACCGGCUUUAUUAGCUGCAGAUUUCUCAUCUGACAGGGAAAGGCCAUCCUCUCCGUCUCCAUUGGCCGAAAACAAAACGAUUUCCUCUGCUCCGGAAGACGAUUCAAGGUCGAAAGAUUGGAAAUUGAAAAUAGAAUCGUGGCUACAGGCUAACGAGUCUAAUCAGUCUAGCGAUGAUCAAAGGAGACAGUCUAGAAGAUUAUCUACCCGAAAAUCGGUAGAAUUAGAUUCAGAGAGUGAAAGGAGUGGAGCUUUGGACACUUUACCUGAAGGAAGGCAAGUUUAUAGUGGCAGUCAAUCUAAUUAUAGGAAAACUAAUCCAUCCUGGAAGCCAUCGUCAACGUUAGAUAAUAUGGAUAUUGUAGGUGCCAUAGAAACUGUAGAAGAAGCACAACCUCAAGUAAAAGACAAAUCUGCUUGGCGCAAGUCAACUCUAAACGUAGCAAACAGUACCGAAGAAACUCAAGAGGAGAAAGUCAGGGGUCGGCACAGUUCGCCUAGAAUAGACAAGAACUUGAAUUUACAGUCCAUCAAAGAAGACAAUGAUAGGAAGGGGUUGAUAAAUUCGUUAGCUGAACGGCCAGCAACGGAUAAACUAACUUUGUACCUCAUAAAGCCGGCUGAAGAAGUAGAUAGUCCAGUUCAAGGAAUGAAGUCUAACCUAGCUAAUGUGCCAUCAAAAAUAAGGGAAUCGCAGCAAAGCAUCGAUUCAUCGUCUGUCAGUAGCAACAAAGUUGAAAUCGAUCAGGAUAAUAUCGAAACUCCGCCGGCUACAAGAAAAGUCUACAUUCCUACGCCGACGGAGAAGAGAGAACCAGUACCACCCAGUCCAUGCAAAAGGAUGUUAAGUGAAAUGGAGAAUACGUUUGGUGAAGGCCAGUUCGACAGGUUCUCGGCAGCAAGACGAACCAGAAGGUAUAAGCGAAGCACAGAGCCUAGCGAGACACCAUCACCAACUGAGCGUACCGUAGAAUCAUCACCCGAAGCAAAAUCACCUAUUUCAGACACAUUAAAAUCCACCAUAUCCGAUGAUAUUGAAGAGCCCAAAGAAAUCAGACUGAAAGCCUGGCAAGAUAAAUUAAAAACUCACAAUAAUACAGAACCAACCAGAUCAUCUAGACGAUCAAGAAAUCAAACGGGAGUGAGUGCCAGUGACAUCCAGCUAGCUUUAAGAAUGAACGAAGUUAGCAAUUCUAGUACCAGUGGUCUUAAAGAUUUCAUACCUCCUGCUAGCGUUAAGGUUGAAUCAAGCAAAAUCGACAUUCCUCGGAAAGGCCGCGAACACGACAAGGACGAGGGCUUCGAGGAAUCCCAAAGCCUAAUGUCAGAAUCGCCCAGUCAAGGAACUUCGUCUGGCGGAGGAAUCUACGAAAGCGACAUUCCCGAUCCGACCGACAUAACCCAUCGAUCGUUUAAACCGUUCAGAGUUGAAACGAAAGACUUUAAACCUGAAAAGUCCACUAAAAACCUAACAGCCUUAACUCCAAGUAGGACAGUCGACCCGAAGAGUUUAAAACGAUCGUCUUCGGUGAGAGAGCCGGUAAAAAAGGCCGCGUCUCAACCCCGAAGGUCGGAAAGUAUACGAAAAAUCGAGCCUAAAAGCAACGUACUAACCAACAAAAAUAACCCCAUUCAAAAAUCUAACUCGCGAAACAGCAUAGCCAGCUCCAGAAGUUCCUUGAACAGCGCUACAUCUGUCAACACUGUGAAGAGGUUGCCUAUUAAGACAACAAACAGUUUGCACGCCGCACCGAGAACAGUCCAGCGCACUCCGAGUAACAAAUCGAUAUCCAGUAUCUCUUCGGCACCCAGAGCUAGUCUAAGGCGCUCAUCUUCUAACAGCAGUACCCCAGGAAACAAACCUCCAAGACCUGGAGGGAUGAGCUACCUUAAACCGACUACUUCCAGCGCUACCAAAGCUACUUCUGCGACUGCUAAGAAACCCGCUUCGAUACGGAGCAAAAUGCCAUAAAAUAAUGGUGUCACAUUUUUCAAACUUUUUUUGAAAUAUCAAAUUUCUACGGGGUUGUUCACCACAUAAAAACACGGAGUACGAUUAGAAUUUUACAAAUUGUAAGUUUUGGGUUCGUUGAAGGACUAUUAGAGCUACAAUUUAAAAAUAUU